AUGUUUAAAAAUUGUAUUUUUUUCGCUCCUUAAUUAGCUGAUAGUUAUUCGGCUGAGCAAGUAAAUGGAGCUUUAAGAAAUAAAUUGUAGGAUAAUCCAGUUGAAGACCUUUUCACUGAUAGAAGAUAAGUAACAUCGGAUCAAAAUUUUGUGAAUCGAAUCAAUGAGACAAAGAGAAUAGAGCUAUUAAGAUUAAGUAAGAGAAUAAAGAAUAAUUGA
Molecule: messenger RNA, 219 nt
Organism: Tetrahymena thermophila SB210
Lineage: Eukaryota; Ciliophora; Oligohymenophorea; Hymenostomatida; Tetrahymenidae
Product: MAC/perforin domain protein, putative
Exons: 2
Source: RefSeq, a predicted model, not a curated record